CAGUGUAUCAGAUUCAGACACAAAAAUCACCGCAUGGGACAUAGUUUUAUAUAAACCAGCCAUAAACCAGUCUCAAUAAAUCCAGUUUGGGUGAUAUCAGCAAUGUUUUGAAGAUAUAAGUAGAUAUUUUUCUUUGCUAAUUGUAGGAAGGUGAAUUUGUUUUCAGUUUCCCUGCUUACAGUCUUUGUGCUACGCUAAGCUAAAUGACACUGGAGAAGAUGAAGAACAGGAGAUUUUACCUACAUAACUGUUAAAAGUAACUGCUGAGCCAUGUCUGCCGGGCUGGAGGAUACAGACAACGUGUUCGACCUGAACGAGGCGAUCCCUGAGACCGAGCUGCUGGACAACAGCAUCCAGAAGGGCCGAGCCCAGCUGUCCGUCAAAGCCCGCAGGCACCGCCCCUCCAGGUCCCGUUACCGUGACAGCGUGAGCUCGACGGAGGGCGACGACAGCCUGGAGAGGAAGGACAGUCCGUUACACUCCGCCCGCUCACCUCUCCACCUGGCCAUGCGAGGCUCCUCCCCCUCUCCUGAUUCCCUGCUGUCAGCUCGAAGCCCCGCCUUCUCCUUUGACACUUCACUGGUGCGUCGCUCUCCAGAGGACGGAGGUGCGUCAUUGGCUGCUCCCCCGCGGGGGCGGUACCACCAGCUGACCAAUGCCACAUCUCAGGAGGCUCUGGUGACGCCCAGCAGCUCGCCGUCCAAGUCCUGCCCCUCCUCCGACUGCUCACCUGUCUACAUGAGGAGGAACAGGAGGCCCGACAGUGAAGUGUUAGUAUCUGAUAGGAGUCGGGACACCAGCCCAGCUGAUCCCGGCAGUCCCACCGUCGUCUUCGACAAGAAAACCAAACGACGCUUCCUGGACCUGGGGGUGACUCUGAGACGUUCAUAUAUCAGAGUGAGGAAAGAUAAAUCCAACAGACUGUCUGUGGGCAGCAGAGAGCCGUCCGAGAGUCCGUCUCGCUCCUCGGGAUCCUUCGUCCCGUUCUCCUGGUUCUCUGAGGGACGGGGGUCCCUCUCCUCCUCCGGGACUCCCCCCUGCUCCCCCAAAAUCCCCCCGCUGGGCUCCCCGAGACCCCGCAAGUCUCACUCUCAGGAGUCGGCUCUCAGCGAGGAGUUCUCUCCUCCUCACACCUCCUCCUCCACCUCUCCUCCCGUCGACUGCUCCUCCUCCAGAUCCUCACAUCCCUACCACACCCUGUCCCAGUCCUCCGACGAGACGUGUGACGAGUCGUCCUGCCUCGUGUCUUCGUGGACGUCUCAGCAGGUCUGUCAGUGGCUGCGAGGACUCAACAUGGAGCAAUACGUCCCAGAGUUCAGUGCGAGGGACGUGGACGGACAGCAGCUGCUGCAGAUGGACGGAAACAAGCUGAAGGGUCUGGGCGUGCUCAGUUCGUCUGAUCGCAGCGCUCUGAAGCGUCGCAUUAAAGACAUCCAAACUGCAGCAGAGAAAGAGCGAAAAGCUCUCGACAAAAUGGAGAAACAGAAAGAGAAACAACGAAGGAAAGACCAGGAGCAGCGCAGGAACUGAAGACCACCACCAGGGGGAGACAGGAUCCAGAAUCUGAACAGCAACAAAAAGCUGUGAGAGUGAAUGUUUGACUCCACAAACAGUCUCUGCUCCAGGUUUCUACACGUCCUGUCCUGAAAAUAUCAAAUGCAAACAUGAUGUCUGGAAGGUUUUUACAAGAACAAAAAUACAACCUGAUUUCUUCAGCAGCUGUACGGAAGCUCAGUGAUGACAAAAAAAGUUGAAUAAUAAGAAAUUAUAAAAAUUAAAACUUGAAAUGAUGACAUAUUUCAGGCUCUGCCUUCUUACGGUGGCCCCAAAGGACAAAUUACAAAAGUUUUAAUAUUUUUAUUUUAACGUUCAUGAUUUCUCUUUUCUUCUUUUGUUUGUGUUUAUUUUCAUUUUCAUCACUAAAUAAAAACUAAAUGGACAAUUUAAAUCAUAUUUUUGAUUCGGAGAGUGUUCUCUCGCUCUUGCACGUCACCACACGUUUGGUCCUCCGUAUCCCACAAUCCUCUGCACACCCUGAUGAUGUCAGCAGGUGUUUGUUGAGGUGAACGGAGACGUUUCUCACAUCGGACGGUUUCACCUGUGGAGGAGCAGGUUCAGCCUCCAGCUCCGCCUCCUCUGGAGGAAACACCCUUUUAGGCCACGCCCCCCAGAGGAGGCGGAGCCUGAGUUGUGACGCCGCUUGAGUAAUUUACCUAAAAAAAACUAUUAAAAACUGAAACAGAAAUAUUAUUUUUGUCCUCAAGACAAAAGAAAAUGAAAAUGAAUUUCUUUGAGAGUUUUGAAUUCCGAAUUACAAAAGUUUGUUUUUUUCUAAGUCUGUAAAUGUUGGCGUUGAAAGGGGGCGGAGCCUGAAAUGAACAGUUUUUAUCAAUGAAGAAGAGACACAAACAGAGAAGGUGAGUUUGUGUGACGUCAGAUAUUCAGAUUAAAUUUCACUGUUUGAAGCAUCAAAACUAAAAAGUCUGAUGUGUUUGUUUCUGAUGUCGUCUGUACUGAAUGACCUUUGACCUCUGAAAUCUACAUUUAAAUAUUUCAAUAAAUCUGAGAGAAACGUUUAGCAA
Messenger RNA from Thunnus maccoyii (southern bluefin tuna), 2582 nucleotides. RefSeq names its product sterile alpha motif domain containing 14 (gene samd14). Gene Ontology annotation, molecular function: actin filament binding. The transcript has 11 exons. The coding region runs from base 271 to 1530 and encodes 419 amino acids. Gene Ontology annotation, cellular component: cytoplasm; dendrite; actin cytoskeleton. The record is from RefSeq and is a predicted model, not a curated record. NCBI's taxonomy places the organism in Eukaryota, Metazoa, Chordata, Actinopteri, Scombriformes, Scombridae. Gene Ontology annotation, biological process: actin filament organization; neuron projection development; calcium-mediated signaling.